Molecule: messenger RNA, 2198 nt
Organism: Mya arenaria
Lineage: Eukaryota; Metazoa; Mollusca; Bivalvia; Myida; Myidae
Product: enkurin domain-containing protein 1-like
Exons: 7
Coding region: 187-1005 (272 amino acids)
Cellular component (GO): cytoplasmic microtubule
Source: RefSeq, a predicted model, not a curated record
CGAUAAAAGGCGUCUUUAUUUAGAUCUAAAUAGAAAUAUGAUACUAUUUUAAAAAGUUAAACUGUCAAAAUUGUGUGUAUCCGUCACGUGACUAAUAAAAACAACAUGGCUGCCUGAGAAAAGUUUUUUCAAAUAAUUUCAAAAACAUCCCCAAAGACUGCAGCGGAAGAAUAAAGAUUAUCAGUCAUGCACGGUCUUGCAAUUCAAGGGAGUGGUCAGGGAUUUGGAAUGCCAAGGCAUCUCAGAUCAGAUCAUCCAAAAGACCAUUUCCGUGAGAAUGUGAGGAGAAUGAGGCAGAUGCAGAGACAGUCAAAGGAGCGAGAUGUUCAGUCAGCCCAGCCAGUAAAGGCUCUCUGGAAGUCAGAAAAAUACAAGGAUAUUUCCUCAAAAAUAAAGUCAGAUAUAGAGAAGGAGCCAGAUGCACCACGCCCUCACUCUGCCCAUUUUCUGCGGGCCCAUAUGAGAUCAGGACCAUCUGUGAAGCUUCAGAAUCGCCCGUGUACUCCAGACCCUCAACUCUCUGUACCACCGGCCAGUGAAGCAAAUGAUGUUCAGUUAAAGAGGAAUGACUUUGACUUCAUUAAGAUCAACGGUCGUUCUGCAAAGCACAGUCAGGUUCCCCGUGCCCCAAGUCUGACAGCCUUGGACGACCUGAAGAAAAAGCAUGAAGAGGAGUACCGGCGACACAAGCUGGGAGCAGUACCAACAUACCUGCGAGCGCGUAAGGAGCAAUGGAAAAAAGAGGAGGAGGACAGAGUCGCGAAUACCCCUGACCCUGCCUGUCCUGAAGGUCACAAAGUGAUGCCUGAUGCAGAACGUAGGGAGACCCUAGACCUUCUCAAACAAAAGCAACAAGAGCUGAUCAGCAAACUACAAUCACUCCCUCUCCGGACAGACACGUUCAGAAUGAGGAGCUGUAAACAGGAACUUGAGAACAAACUCGCAGAAAUGGAGGAGGCCAUCAAAAUAUUCUCGCGACCCAAAGUCUUUGUUAAGAGUGAAUGAAAAACUUUUUUUAUACAUCCAGAAGAUCCUAUAUAUUUGCUUAGAUGUAGUGGCACCUCUGUCCUAAGUAUCAGCAAGAUCUGUUCCUGUAACAGCAACAUUAAUCAGUGGCAUUUUAAGACUGCACCCAACAGUAACUGGUACAUACAUUAGUGAUGCUAUUGUUGUAUGGGGUAUGGUAUUGUCGGUGCUUGGAAAGGCUCUGUUCACCACUGUUGUCUGUGAUAGUUAUGUAAUGUCUUCAUUAGUGGAUGCAUAGCCUUUUAGAUUUGGAUUUGUCCCUAAGGACAUACUUUUAGCAAUACUCUUCAUAGUGUGAUUGACAUACAGGACAUUUGGGAAUGUAUUUAAGUAAUAUAGAGUUUUAUUGAUGAUUCAGUUGAUAUCAUCAUUGGAUAAUUCAGAAAUAUUCUAUUAGAAAUUUUAAAAUUUUCAUCGGUGAGUAUAUUUUUUUACCAUUUCAACAUAACGUGGUUAGUAAUACAAAUGUACUUUGGUUUGCGUUCUUUGUUGACCGUGUGCUUAGGCAACUUUAUUUAUAUAUAUACUACAGCAAAGUAUCUCAGCUACAAACUCUGUUCCAUUUUUUAUGACAUAAUUUUUAGCACUUCUAUGUUUUAAAGAAAAACAGUCCAGAUAUUAUCAUAGCCUUGGUGUCAUACAAACUUUAAUCUUGACCAUAACUCAAAACUGUUCAAGCUAUUAAAAUGACACUUGGUGUACACAUGUUUCAAGAGACAACAUAUACAUUUGCAACAAGGUACACAGCUCUGGCUUUAAUAAUUGAUGAGUUGUGCCCCCUUUUUACUUGAAGACAACAGACGGGCGUUGGAUGCCACUCCCCUGCACUCUUGUUAUUAUGUUAUAAAGCUUCUAUCCCCUUCCUGUUUUGAUUUUAUCAUUUAUGAAAUGUGCUCAGUAUUUCUACUUUUCUUGAUAUUUUGUGACGUAAUAAGAAAUUUUCUUAUGUUUUUUAAAUUUGUUUCACUAGUAUUUACUUUUGGCCUACAUUUGUAUCGUCCUGAAAGUUUUGUUAGAUACUAUAUUUUUAUUAUCAUAAGCAUUCACACAUAAAACAUUCCAGAAAGUAGUAGUGAAACAGAUGUUUAUCCAUAAACAAGUUUGUCUAUAUUUAUUUUAUAUGUAAUUACUCAUUCCAUUUUGCUGAUAUAAAACAUUCAAAUAGAAACUUA